AUCAGCAUAACAAGGCGGAUUGUAGGUUCUGAAAAUGAGUGGCAGUGCGGUGUUUACUUCCACCUUUGCUCCCGCCUCCAUCCCCACCCACCUUAGCGUGCGGACUGAAUCCAGCGGUGGUGUGUCACUGGCCCGGGCAGACACCCAGCCUUGGACGGGCUCCCCUCUGGCAGCCGAAUCCAUUCCAGCAGCUACCUGCCAUGGUCACGCUUUAAUCUGACCAACAGUAACAGAUUCAGGAAAUAAUCCCCCUACCGCCAACCCCCGGUUUAUCUCCUUUCUUUUUCUAGUACCUAAGUCUGUCAUCCUUUUUACCACAGACGUAACCGUUGUCUAGAAGCUCUUUUUCAAAAAUCAGAUCCAAAACAAUCCAAAACAAAGCCCAUCAGUAAAGCAAUAUUGCAGCCAGCAGCCAGGAACGUGUACCUCGGUAAAGGGUGAGAGCCUAAACCCCUGCUUUAAUGACCGAAUUUAAAAUAAAGACUUCCUGCUGCUCGUUAGUGAACAUUUUUACUAUCUCAGCUGCCGGAGAAGCAGCUGCAUACUCUGUCCUGGCGACUGGGGUGGAAGAAAUUAGCCAUGGUCUGGGAUUUUCGCAGAGGGUAAUUUAAGCCCCAGCUCCACUCCCGCGGAGGGGGGCACGCGGGGGGGCGGGGAAUGCGAGGCGCAUGCGCAUGCUCAGCAGCUCAGCUCCGCGGAGGCCCAGCUGCCGCCACCGCCGCGGCCGGCGCUGUAACCGCGGCUACCGCUGCUGCUCGGAGCGGGCGUUGGUGUCGUGUGCCGAGGCGCCCUGUCAGGCGAGAGGGAGCGGCGGGGCGGGAGCCUGGGCGGCGGCGGCGGAGGCGGCGGCGGCAGCGCCCGAGGAAGGCAGCGGGGGCUCUGAAGGAGCGAGGGCGGGCUGGUCCAGCGGCAGAGGAGCGAGGCGGAGAGCGCGGGGACCCGCCCCGGGCGCCCUGCGUGCGAUGCCUGGCGGGCAGCGGCGCUGAGCGGCGGGGAGGCCGAGCGGCGGCCGCGGACGGAGGGCCAGCGACCCCCGGGAGGAGGAGGAGGAGGCAGCGCAGGAGCGGGAGGAAGCGCCGAGGGACUGCGGGGCCGGGGCGGGCGAGGAGCGGCGGGGCCGCGGGCCAUGGACGCGGCGGCGGCGGCGGCGGGGGCGAGCCGGGGCGGCGGCGCGGCGCAGAGUCAGCCCGCGGCCAGCGAGGCAGCGGCGGCGGUGGCUGA
Messenger RNA from Callorhinus ursinus (northern fur seal), 1221 nucleotides. The record is from RefSeq and is a predicted model, not a curated record. NCBI's taxonomy places the organism in Eukaryota, Metazoa, Chordata, Mammalia, Carnivora, Otariidae.